CCGGGCUCCGUAGACAUCAUCCUCCCUCUCUCUCCCUCCCUCUCCUUUUCUCGGUUGGCUGUCGUUCAGCAGCUCGGUCCUGGUUCACCACACUGUGUCUGAAAAGUACUUCCAAAAUGACCAUGAAACUGGCUUACUGGGACAUCCGCGGGCUCGCCCAGCCCAUCCGCCUGCUGCUGGAAUACACCGGCACCAACUAUGAGGAUAAGUUUUACAGAUGCGGAGAAGCCCCCAACUAUGACAAGAGCUGCUGGUUUGAUGAGAAACCUAAACUUGGGAUGGACUUCCCCAAUCUGCCCUACCUGGAAGAUGGAGACAGGAAGAUCUCACAGAGCAAUGCAAUCAUGAGAUACAUUGCUCGUAAGCACAAUUUGUGUGGAGAGACAGAGGAUGAGAAGGUCCGUGUCGACAUCAUGGAGAACCAGGCCAUGGACUUCAGAAACGGUUUUGUGAGGAUGUGCUACACUGACUUUGACAACAUUAAGCCAGGUUACCUGAAGAUGCUGCCAGACACACUGAAGCAGUUCUCAAACUUCUUGGGAGACAGGAAGUGGUUUGCUGGUGACAAGAUCACUUUUGUGGACUUCAUUAUGUACGAGCUGUUGGACCAGCACAGGAUGUUUCACCCAACGUGUCUGGAUGAAUUCAAGAACCUCAAAGACCUUAUGGACCGAUUUGAGGCUCUGGAGAAGAUUGCUGCUUAUAUGAAAUCAAACAGAUUCAUGAAGACUCCCGUCAACAACAAGAUGGCAAAGUGGGGAAACAAAAAGGAGUAAAGAACAAAGCAUUUCUCACCACAGCAACAAGGAUCCAACAUUCAGUUUCAGGAUAAGAGAAGCAUUAGUAUGUACGGUACAUCCAAUCACCAUUUGGUUAUAGAGGUUUCAUAUUCUUUAAAUAUUUGAUGGACUUUCCAGAUGUUUUUUUCAUUCCUGCCAGUUCUAAAACUUGUAGUUGAUUCAGAAUUUGUGUAAAAGGAAAACCAGGUUUGGACUGAGUUUUGUGAGUACAGUUUUAAUUUGAUUUGGUGCAUUUGUUUAUUGGAAACAACCCUUUUUUGGACACAAUUAAAGAAAAUGCAGU
Messenger RNA from Sphaeramia orbicularis (orbiculate cardinalfish), 1083 nucleotides. Its product is annotated as glutathione S-transferase Mu 1-like. Lineage: Eukaryota; Metazoa; Chordata; Actinopteri; Kurtiformes; Apogonidae. The transcript has 8 exons. The record is from RefSeq and is a predicted model, not a curated record. Gene Ontology annotation, biological process: glutathione metabolic process. The coding region runs from base 117 to 776 and encodes 219 amino acids. Gene Ontology annotation, molecular function: glutathione transferase activity.